AUAAGGAGGUUCUUCCGUCUCCCAUAGCCCCUCCCCUUCGUCGAAUCAGAAACCCUACCUUCACUGCGCCACGGCCCCCGAGCCCGGAGCCCCGGAUGACCACAUCAGCUGCCGACGAUGGCAGUUCUUUGGCGCCUACCGUGACGGAGGGAGAAACCACAGCCGAGGCCGGGGCUGGGGCAGUUGUUGAAGAGUGCGCCGAGAGCAAGGAGACGAAGGUGGGGGCUGCGGCUGCAGUUGAGGAGCCAGAUGAGGAGGCGCGGGAGGAGGAUGCUGAUGCGGUGGUGGAGGAGGAGGAGGAAGAAGAAGAGGAGAAGGAAGAAGAGGAUGCGGGGGAGGUGGAAACUGCGGAUGGGAUAGAGGCGGAGUUGGUGGAGCCAUUGCCGGUGCUGAAGCCCGGGGAGGAGGACGAACCGGAAGAGCUAGAGGGGGAGAAGGAAGAGUUGAAUGAGGAAUCAGAGGAGACCGAGCCAGAGGAGCCCGAGGAAGAGUUGGACGAACCAGAAGAGCCCGAGGAAGAGUUGGACGAACCGGAAGAGCCCGAGGAGGCGGAAGAGUGUAAGGAUGGCAACGGUGUUGCGGAGGUCGAUGGGUCAGUGGCGAACGAAACAAAUGAAAUGUCUAAACUGGAAUAUGGUAAAUCUGGCAACACAAAUAAGGAUGAAGAUGCUGAUCAAUUGAGCAGUGGGAGUGAUAGUGGUAAUGAUAUGCAGAACUCUGAACUUGCUGGAGGCCUUGAAAUAUUUGUUGACAACUUGCCUCAUGACUGUGUUAAGGAAGACAUUGCUAUGGCCUUUUCUCAAUCAGGGGAGGUCAAAUCUGUUAGGAUAAUUAAAAAUUCAUCAACUGGAAAGAUCAAUGACGUUGCAUUUGUUUGUUAUGCAAGCAUUGAAGCUGCAAAGAAGGUUCUCGCUGAAUUUAAGGAGGGAAUUGAGGUAAAAGGAAAAAUGGUCAGGGUAUCUGCUUGUGAAGAUAAUAAUACCAUUUACCUGGGCAACAUUUGCAAGAGCUGGACCAGAGAUCAGGUGCUGAACACCCUAAAAAGUAUUGGAAUUCAAGAGUGCAAGAUAACCUUUCCCACUUACAAGGGGGGAAGCAGAGGGUUUGCUUUUCUUAAGUUUGCCUCUCACUACUAUGCUAGAGAAGCAUUUUGUCGCUUAAUGAAAUCUGAUGCUGUUUUUGGUACUGAUAGAAGAGCUAAAGUAUCUUUUUCUGAAACCCCCACAAAAUCAUCCAAGAGUCUUUUGGAGGCAAAAAAAGUAUACCUGGAACAUGUCCCUGUUUCUUGGGAUGAGAAUAAGAUUAAAGAAUACUGUGAAGAAUAUGGGGAGAUUCUGAAAGUUGAUCUUUUCCAGAUAUUAAAGAAUUUGGAAAAGGAAACAAUUUCUUUUGUUGAAUUCUCAUCCAGCACGGGUGCAUUAGCUUGUGUGGCAGGAAUAAACAAAUCAAAGAUAGUUGAUGGAAGCUUCAAGUUGUGUGCAUAUCUUGCUUGGCCAAAAAGUGCUUUGAAGGUCAAUAGUGCUACACCUUCAAAUGCUGCCACCACAACUGAGAAGGACAAAAACCACACAGAGAAGGUUGUUGUAGAUAAGAAUUUACCCCAUAAAUUCCAGAAAGGCGACAAGAGCAAACUUACCUCUCGGACAAAGGAGGCAAUUAUGAAGACAAAUUCAUCAAGUAAAUUACCAAAUGACAAUGAUACAAAACUAACCUCACAAGGUGCUGCAGAAGUACCACAAACCUCAAAAUCUUCUGAAGGCAAGAGGAAAGUUAGAAAGAACAAACAUGCCUCUCAAUACCAAAAUCCAUGGAAGAAAGCUCAAAAUAAUUGUAAUGUUGAUGACAGCCAGCUAACUUAUCGUGGUGCUGCAGUACUGCAAACAUCUAACACUUCCAAAGGGAAAAGGAAAGCCAGCGAGAACAGAAGUAUAUAUAUAAACGAAAAACCUCUGAAGAAAGCACAUAACAAUAUUCUUAUGCAUGGAUAUGCAGGUAAUUUGGGUGGAAAUUCGAGAUCUAAAUCAUAUGCCUCUGAUCUGGAACCUCAUGCUGGAUUCAUUUCACCUAUAAUUCGAGAUCAUGGCAGUGAUGCAUAUAAUCUGCAGAGAACUGCACAGUACGAUAUCCAUCCCAUAAAUAUCCAUCCUUGUGACAGAGCGUCACCUGCCUACUCUGGUUACAGAAGCCAUGCUGGCUAUGAGGCUGUAUUUACAUAUGAAUACGCACGGAACCGGGCACCUACACCUCCAAGUGGACCUUCCAUCCCUCCAAGAGGACGUUACUGACUAAAAUGGAGUGCUGGCUCCAUUGGAUCGCAUGGUAUUUAGAUGUUUCAGACAUGUACAGUAGAAGUUAAAAAGGAAGUUGUUUAAGGAAAAUAAGAACCCUCUGCAUCUUUACAUUUGACUUCAGUGCAGCCCUGCACACCGGUUGCUUGUUGAAGAAUGUUUUUUUAACCUUAGUAAGAGCAUCUCCAAGAGUUUUUAUAAAGUUUCUCUCAAUUAUCAUUUGGAGAGUCAUUUGAUUAACAAUCAUCAUUUCUA
Sorghum bicolor (sorghum) is the source of this 2543-nucleotide messenger RNA. Its product is annotated as nucleolin-like. Lineage: Eukaryota; Viridiplantae; Streptophyta; Magnoliopsida; Poales; Poaceae. The transcript has 12 exons. Gene Ontology annotation, molecular function: mRNA binding. The record is from RefSeq and is a predicted model, not a curated record. Bases 96 to 2285 code for a protein of 729 amino acids. Gene Ontology annotation, cellular component: nucleus.